Messenger RNA from Alligator sinensis (Chinese alligator), 10779 nucleotides. Its product is annotated as zinc finger protein 436-like. Lineage: Eukaryota; Metazoa; Chordata; Crocodylia; Alligatoridae. The record is from RefSeq and is a predicted model, not a curated record. The transcript is spliced from 4 exons. The coding region runs from base 354 to 2096 and encodes 580 amino acids. Gene Ontology annotation, biological process: regulation of DNA-templated transcription.
CCGGGCCGGGGCUCGUGGGGCGGUGCCCGGGCAGGCGGCUGGCUAGCGCGUGCUGGGUUGCUGGAGGAAACGCUGCUGUGUGAAUGGCCCCCAGGCACUGAAAUGACUCCCAGCAUCGGACUGGCAUAACGGACCUCCCCGGAGUCCCACCGCCUGGGGCUGCGAUUGCGAUGGCAGGAGCCGUGACACUGUCGUUCCUGCGCUGUUGCACUCCCCUCUCUCUCCCCUUUCCAGGUUGACUUGCCCGCGCCCAGUGUCCGGCUGCACCGCUCCACGGAGACCCCGCGUUCUUCCUUCCCCCGCCUCGCCGCACUGUGCCGCGCCUUCCUGCUCCUCUGUGGGACACAGUGGGGAUGGCGACAGCAGUCCCGGCUCAGCUCUGGGAGGCCUUCGAGGAUGUGGCACUAUACUUCACCCGUAAGGAAUGGGAGCAGCUGCAAGAUGGAGACAAGAUGCUUUACCGAGAGCAAAUGCUGAGGAAUUACCAAGCUCUUGUUUCCUUGGGAUAUCAAGGUCCCACACCAGACUUAAUCGGCCGCAUUCAGCAAGGGGAGGUAGAGCUCUGGGUCUAUGAUGAUGAGGAACCUGGAGAAUGUAUAUGUUCUGAGGGCCUGUCUCCAGCACAUACUGGGAUGGUGAGCAGAGCGGACCAGUGGCCUCCUGAGGAAGAUCCUGCAAAUCUGGAGGUGGUUUCAACCAGGAACCAGCUACCUAUGGCAUGGGAACAGAGAGCAGCUGAGCUCCAAAAGAGUCUGACAUAUAGGGAAGGAUUCAAGAGACAGAGAGACUCCAGGAGCUAUGAGAGCAGGACUCGCAGAGGCGAAGUGUUGUAUAUAUGUGGAGAGUGUGGUGAGAGCUUUGGGGACCAACAGGAGCUGAGGGUGCACCGGGAGACCCACAAGAGGGAGAUGGUCCACCCCUGCACGGAGUGUGGGAAGAGCUUCCGUUAUAAAUCCUGUCUCAUCAAACACCAGAGAAUGCACUCGGGGAAGGGCCCCCACCUCUGCCUUCAUUGUGGGAAGAGCUUCAUCCAGCUGUCUUGCUUCCAAGUGCACUGUCAUAUGCACUCUGGGGAAAAGAUGUACCCAUGUACUGAUUGCGGGAAGCGCUUCAACAACCCAUCCCACCUCCAAGUACACCAGCGUAUCCACACCGGGGAGAAGCCGUACCGUUGUGGCAACUGUGGGAGGAGCUUCACACAGAGCUCUGCUCUCACCACACACCAGCGCGUCCACACUGGGGAGAAGCCAUAUCAUUGCCCUGAGUGUGGAAAAAGCUUCCGGCAGAGCUCUGCUCUAGCCCAGCACCAGUAUGUCCACACUGGAGAGAAGCCCUACUGCUGCCCUGAGUGUGGGAAAAGCUUCAACCACCCAUCCCACCUGCGAGUCCACCGGCGCCUCCACACGGGGGAGAAGCCACACCUCUGCCCUGUGUGUGGGAGGAGUUUCAGUGAUCCAUCCUAUCUCCGAGUCCACCUGCGCACGCACACAGGGGAGAAACCCUACCACUGCCCAGAGUGUGGGAAGAGCUUUGCCCGCCCGGAUCUCCUCCGUGUCCAUGUGCUCACACACACAGGGAAGAAGCCAUAUAGCUGUGCCCAGUGUGGGAAAAGUUUCACCCGCCCAGCCUUCCUCCGAGCCCACUUGCACGUCCACAGUGGAGAGAAGCCAUACCGGUGUGCCGAGUGUGGGAAGAGCUUCCAUGAUCCAUCUCACCUCCGGCUCCAUGGGCGCAUACACACAGGGGAGAAGCCAUAUCACUGUGUAGAAUGUGGGAAGAGCUUCAACAGCCCGUCCCACCUCCGUGUCCACCAGUACGUUCACACUGGGGAGAAGCCAUACAGCUGUGCUGAGUGUGGGAAGAACUUUGGCAGCCCGUCCUAUCUCCGUGUGCACCAGCGCAUCCACACUGGAGAGAAGCCAUGCCACUGUGCCAAAUGUGGGAUGAGCUUCAGGGAUCACUCAGCUCUUAACAAGCACCAGCGAACCCACAGACCAGACCCUAGCCAUUCGACAGGGGCCAGUUUCUGCCAGCUCUUGCCUCAUCCUCUUCCCCACAGCCUGUACCCUGAACUGGGGGUGGGAGAAAUGUCCUGAAAUGUCCCCCACCUCCCCAUUCACCAGACCCUGGGUUUGCAUGGCCCUGGGCACAGGGAUGUUCUCUCAGCAAUCGAGGACCCAAUAGUGGGGUUAAUGAACUGAAGCUGGGAUACAGGAGAUGACUGGGCUCAAGGAUACACUUCAGGAGCUCUGGUUUCUCCCAGCUCUGUUAUCCAUAUUUCAACAUCCAAGGACCCUUCUUCAAGUCCCACUACUGCAGGGUUGAGGAAGAGGAGGAACAAGACAGAUUUUAUUCACUUUCAUUUGGCUGAUCAAGCCACUAGUCUUCAAGUUGUGUCCAUAGUAAUGCUAUGGUCCUUUUCACUGUGUAGUAGUCCUCCUCUCAGUGGUCUGUUACUGUGUGGUAAUGCCGUGCUCUAUCAGGCUUUCUUGUGGAAGGAUCUUAGGUGGGAACCAUAAGAUUAAAGUGUGGGUGAUCUUUCUUACCCAAUUUAAUUUAACUGCAAGAUAGAUUAAGGGGAAGGUGGGGGUAAGGCUGCCUUGAGGCUGAAGUAAGAGAAGGAGAAAACUUUCCCACAGUAACUGUGUUCUGCCAGAGCGUGAGAAUCUCUCCAGCAAACACCAUCCCAGGAGCCAACUGCAAAGAGCAUGGAGCCAUUCAGAUAGUAGCGUGCACAGCCCAUACAUCUUUCCCCCUCCCCCCAAAGGGUUCAAGGUGAUGUAGUUCUCUGAACAGACUCAGGUGCCCACUUUGUGGGGGAGGGGGACAUGAACAUGAAUAAGAGCCAUUGCCACUGGUGUAUUUGGGAUAAUUGCUGGUUUUGUGGACAUAAUUAUGGUAGUCUGGGAAGGUUUUGCAUACGGUGGUUUGUAGGGUGCCAUCCAAGAUAUGAAUUGUGAUUAUCUAGAAAGUUGAUAUUUAUUAAUGUAAAAAUAUUCUGGUGCAAGUUUGAUCAAGGGGUGCUAGUUGUUGAACCUAUAGUGGAAAUCAGUGAGUCCAACUGUUCGAUUCAGGUGAUGAAAAUCAUUUAUGUUUACCUGGUUAAGAGUGCAGGUUUGAUUGUUGAAAAUGAAGCUGCUCUGUGUGAGGAUUAAAUGGACAUGAAGUUGCAGAUCUAACUGUAGUCUGUUUUCUAGUAGAUAUUUCAGGCAGGCAGCUGUGUCUUCAUGGUGUGGAAUAUUAGUGUACAGGGUGCUGACAUCCAUGGGUGCAAGUAUGGCCUUCUCAGGAAGGUAGAUGAUAAUCUCAGUUUUGUUGAGGAAGUCUGUUGUCUUGCAGAAAAGUUGCUCUUUGGGUGACAAGUGGUUUUAGGAUAGUUUCUGUGAACUCUGCUACUCUUCAGUGAGGGUACCAUGGUUGGAUCAUAUAAUGGUCUACCAAAGUCAUCUUAUUCGUGGAUUUUUAGGAGUAUAUAGAAAGCUCGUGGAGGUGGAGAGUGGGGGAUAAGUGGAAGUAGUUUUUCCUUAAACUGGUACAGAAAGGGUUUAAUAAUACACUCCAGUUCCAGAGUAAAUACUGGUGGGAGAACCUCCUGAAGUUCUUCGUAGUAACUGGUGUUACAGCUUUGUCCAAUGGUUUGAUUUACUAUUUCAGUGUUGGAUCUUAGGGACUAUAUAACCUUUCUUUCUGAGAGAGAGAGGGAGAGAGAGGUUAUCGCUAUCCUGGCUUUUCUUCAGGAUCUGCUGUUAGCUUUCUUCCUGAAACAGUCAGUGAAAUAGUCCAGCAUGUGAUUCGCUCUGCUGGGAAGUGUUUAAUCCAAUGUGAUUUUGUUGUUGUUGUUUGUUUUUAUCUGUUGUGGCAAGAAAGUUGUCAGAGGUGGUUCUGUCCUGGUUGUGGAAGUAUUUUCAGGCAAAGUCUGCAGAACAAUUCUUCUAAUUCUCCAAAUAUUAGUAUCUUGUCAAGUUGUUCCUUUGGGCAGAAGUUCAAGGCCUUUGAAGAGCACAGAUACUUCCAAGUGGGAUGAGGAGGGUGUUAAUGAUGUAGGUGUUCUAGGUGAUGCUGUUUUGAUUCUUCCCGGCAUUGCUGGUGUGCUGCCUAUGAGGACUUCUGUUGUGGUAGCCAAUUCCCCUUUUUUCUUCUUAAGCUGGAUGGCUGUCAUCAGGUAUUUUUGGUGGUAUGUUUGGGUCUGCUGUAUAGUAAUCAUUUAUGUCUCUAGGUUGAUCUGUCUUAAGUAGCAUAAGUAAGUAUUGUUACCAGACUUUAAUAUUAGACUUCAUAAGAAAUCCUAAAAUGCUUAGACAGCAAUAGUUUGUUCUCUGAAGAGAGUCUGAGCACAGCGAUUUGCAAUUUCAAGCAUGCAACAAACAACAGAAAAACUCUGCCUAAGCUAAGACACAGCCCAAUAAGACACAGUAACAACAUACAAUUUAGCCUAACUUCAAAUGUAACAUAAGCCAAAAAGACAACAGAAAGCCUUGCAUAGAUAUUAUGUAAUCCUGAGGGAAGAACGUCUAAUUGCAGCCAGGUUUUUGGAAGGUCUUUCUGGGAAUCUGCAGAUCUGGGCAGGUGAGGAGGAGAUCCCACAGACCUCAUCUUUACCUGGGUUCUCUUAUAGGUGAUCCGUGCCACCUCCUCUCCGUUUAGUGCCUUGAUAAUAGUAUGCUUUUUACAUCUGCCAUGUAUCACAUACCUCUCAUAACUCACAUGUUCAAUGUCUUUGUCUCUUCUCAGGUAUUCCAGCCUCUCACCUCUUAGGUUCCGCUUUGAAAUGUAAAUGUAGCUCCCUGCAUGUAGCUUUAGAAUCAGUAAAAAGGUUUGCAAUCAUUAUGAUUGUGCCAGGCCUUUGCUAACAUAUCCUGUUUUAAGUUUAUCCCUUUUAGAGUAGGUUAGAUGAAUAAAAUGUUUUCUCAGUUUUUCUGUGCAGGAGAACCUCAGUUGUGCUGCAUAUAUGGAGUUGUGAGUGUUGGCUAAAAGUUGCAGAUGAGUCUCCUUGGAAUGAUGUUAGGUUUCUUGUACAAGCUUAAGAAAAUGUCAUGCACUCUGCCUUCUCUUUUCUUUAGGUUUUGGAUUUUCUAUGUGAGCAGUAGACUUCUAUAUCUUCCAUGUUAUGGUGGUGUUAAAGUGAUGAUGUAACCAUAAUGGUCAAGAAAUUAUGUGAGGGGCAAGUAUUUUUGUGGGUGGUAUCUUCUAUUGGACCAGCUGCAUGGUUGAGCUUUUCUCCCAGACCCGAAAAAGAAUGCCGUGUAUUUGAAAGCUUGUCCCAAGUAAUUAGGGAAGACUUUAUCAUUGCCUGCCACCUCUUGCCUCCUGGGAUUGCUGCUUGGCAUAACUGCUGCUCCACCGCUCAGUGGUCAUGCCACCCCAUUGCUCCACGGUCUGGAUCAGUGUGGAGGUCAUGUCACUUGCUGCCGUCACCACUAUCACAGCUUUGGGGAUCGCAACCUCAGGUUUGCCAACACUGCUGCUGUUCUUGAGAGCACCACUGCACUUGCCUCCUGACUCAGAGGAUCGCCGCUAGGUUAGCUGCCCUGUGGCCACCACGGCUGUCACUGCAUCACACAGGGGAGUUCUGCUUUUGGGACCACUGCUGCCAACCUGUGGAGCAAUGCUAAGAUGUAGCCUUUUGAAAUCACUGCUCUGCUGCUUGCUUUGAGGAGUGCUGCAUGGGGUUGUCACUUGUGCUGCUCACCACUCUGGGUUGUUGUCUGCUGUUGCUUUGUAAGUGCUUCUGGGAUCUCUAGCUGCUGGUACAGAGAGCACCCCUUCUGAGAUGUUAGCUCUUGGUCUCAGUGCCACAACUCAGUUGUCUAUUACUAUUGAAGGUCUUACCAGCCUCAGUAAGAAUGCCUUCAAAGGAGGACUCCACAGUGUAGUCUCCUUGGGCUCUCUCCCUUUAAAAAAAAAAAUCAUGUGUUGUUGGACUUAACUCAGGGUACAGUGUGUUCUCACAUCCCCAUGAUCCCUAUGCAGCUGAGAUCAGGAUAUGCACGUGCUGACUGACCCCGAGAUCAGGAUUCUCUUUGUACAGAUCCCACAUGAGAAACCUGCUAGGGCGCCCACUAGGAGAUGUGCCAGUGCUUGGAAGGAGCUGGGAGAAAUGUGUAGGUGCUUGGGUGAUAAGAACCUUGUGGGAAUUGGGUGCCUAGAUGGGGCCUGGAGAUCUGAUUCCAUUGUGCCCAGUUAAACACUGGACUGGCCUUUUAAGAUGGGGGAAACUCUGCUGCGUAUAUUCUGGGUGCAGAGAAUGAGUGGUGAGGGGGUGGGAAGGAUCAAUGACUGGGGGAGAUAAAAGGGCAGCCUGAGGCUAGACAAAGGACCAAGGGUGUUGGGAUUAGGGGUUAGGGGAUGGGUUGGAAUUGGUGGGUGGGCAUGGAUGUGGUUGUUGGGGUUGAGGGGAGUGGGGGUGGAGUAGAGGUUAGGGUUGCAAUAAAGGGGUUAGGAGUUAAGUGUUAGGAUUAGGGUUUCCUCCUGAAUAUUUGGGACCAAUAUAGAAUAUGUAGAUAUUGUAUCCUUUUUAUUAAGUUUAUAGAUACUGACAACUUCAUUUUUGCAGUCAUUGCCUAAUUUUCUUUGUAUGUAUGCAUAUACUCUCCAUCUUUGCUGAAUGAACAAAAUCAAAUCUAAGUGUCUUACCAGGACCAGCCACUGGCUGUCACUGCUGCUCCUGGCUAAGCGAGCAGCCCUUUGCAGUACCCAAACCACUGGAUGUUACUGCUGCUCCAUAUAGGGAUUAAAACACAGCCUUUGCUGGCCUCUAAGUGGACCCCAAGUGUCACUGCUGCCCCACAUGGAGGUGAGGAUGUAAUUCACCCUGCCUAGUCUAACUAGAAGUGGUGCAAUCACUAGGAAAAAAUGUUUAUUUAUUAAUUUGCAAUAAAGGGACUGAACACCAAGGUCAAAGAUCAGUCACUAGUGUUGUUUCAGGUAUCAGGCCCCAGUCUCUCUUCCCCAAACCCCAUGUCCUUUUAACAUGCUGGUUUCUACAGAUUCCUUAUCCUCUGCGUGUGUUUGGUUUGUGUGGGGACUUGCCUGAGUGUGAAGCAGGGUUGUGAGAAUGAAUAGGGAUAGGAGGGAAUAUGAGGGAAGGCAUAAGCAUAAUCCUGUGGGCUAUAGCAUAACAAUAACAAUGGAAACAGCCCUCUGCCCCAUUUGAGAGGGCAAACCUUGACUCCCUAGUACAGCAUGCCUUCUAGCCUGGGUACCUUGUGAGAUCCCUGAGCCUCACUACUCCUAUGAGCAGCAAAACAGACAGUCAAGCAUCCCUGGGUGGCUCUACAAUCUACCUGUAGGCACCAACUCCUUUUUAUGGAGGAGGUGAUUGUGUGUUAUAAAGUGAAGUUGGAUUGGGUAGAAGGGUGUUCUUUUAGACCAGAGGCAGCAGAGUAGGGUGGGAGCAGCCUGGACUGCUUUUGAAAUUGGGGGAUUUGGAAGCAGACUGUUUUGCUGUACAUUCUUUUAAAAUUGUUUGCUUCUGUAACUUUUGUCUCUUAUUGGAACCUGCCCUGAGCCUUUAUUGGGCAGGGUGUCAUAUCAAUCAAAUCAAUCAUUUCUCUCCAGACAGGACUUGAAUCGAGGCUCCCAGAUUCCAGAAGCCAUUUUCUUGCCCAUAAGACAACUAGGGCAGGGUGGGAGUCGAUACAAGUGUGCAAUUAUUUCUCAACUUUAAGCCUCUGCUGACGUGCCUCCUUCAAGGACCUGAUUGUCUGGGACUUUUGCUGGGGAAGGGAGAGCAGAAGUUUGUUGGUCACUUGCUGUCACCAAGGACACUCAAGAUUUUCUUAUCUUUGCAACAUUAGUGGGAAGAAGAAAUAAUUCAGUCAGAGACUUGCUCUGUAGUUCAUGGUUCUGACAUGCUGCUGGCAACCCUGAGGGCUGGUUCAUUAUGGAGGUAGACCCUCUAGAAUUACUAAAUCGCCCUGUCUUGGUACACCACCAAAAGACAUGGGAACACUAAAGGGAGCAGCAGGGACCUGGGAAUGAGGGGAAAUAAGGGCUGGAGCUAAAAGCUCAGGAGGUGGACAGAAAACUAAAGAGCAGAGACCUGAGGCAACAUGAGGCCUCCACACUUUCCGAUUUGCCUUGCUGCAGCCCAUGGAUUUCUAUUUUUUUUUCUUUUUUUCCUCUGCUGUUUAUGAAGUUAAUCACUACUGGGGCUAUGAACAGUGUAUACAACAGUGAAAGCAGGCUCUAGGACAGUGAACUAAAUCCCCCUAUACAGGCUGGCUGCAAAAGCGAGAGUAGUUCCAAAAGUAGCCACAAAUGGGCAGUGUGUUGGGCAGGAAGGAGGGUAAUUUCCCCUGUCAUUUGGUGAUGAUAAUGAAUGCAUAGAGCAAGCUAAGUAGCACUAUUCCUUGACAGUGCUGCUUAAUUUGAAGUGCCAUGUGGGCAAGUGCCCUUUAUGUGUUAGAAGGCAGUCUAUCCACAAUGCACUUGGGGAUGCUGAUCAGGAACACAGCUUUCUGUGGAAGCAUGACCAAGGUGUGUUUGGAAAGGGGAGCCUCAAAGGUAGAGGUCAUUUUCUCCUAGUAAUGGAGCUGGAUAGUUCCCAGUGCAUUUCUCUGAACCCUUUUGAAAUGAGCCUGAAGGGCAGAAACCAGGAGAUCUCAAUGGUUCAUGGUAGGUGACCUGGCUUCAGCUAUGGGAUAUGUUGCUUGCAAUAGUGGGGGGCUGCAUUCAACACCCCAUGAGGACCCUUCUAGCCUUAUGCCAGCUGAGACAAGAGCCUGAGCCUCUCUACUCUGAUAAUGUAUUUGAAGCCAAAAAGUCCGGUUCAGUGUCUAUUGAGAUCUGCAUGAGUUGAGUUAGUAAGAACAGAGCUCCAAGAUUACCCCCCAGCCUCUGAAUGGUGGAGCUGAGCACAUGUCUAGGUCACUGGCUUGUGUCAUACUUGUGUCUCUUUUGAUGGUUAGUGUUAGUGUAGCUAUAAUCCCUGCAAGGGUGCUACUUGAGAGUGCUUGACAAGGGAGGCUAAUGUCAUUAUCCCCACUUUGCUACUGGGCACAACACAGAACCAGCUGGCUGCAAGUGAACAGGGAGCUAGAAGCCAAAGGCUAGGAGCACUCAUAGCAGAGCUAGCUGAUCUGCAGGUAGGACAACAGGACAGAGCCUAGCCUGGGUCGCAAGGAUGUUGCUAGAAAAGAAGUUGCAGGCUGCUAUGGAGACCAGCUGUCAGGCCCUGAUGAGAAACCCCUGAAAGGGGUUGGGGAAGUCACCUGACCGAAGGAGCAAGGCUUGGGGAAGCAUAUAAACCCAGGACUUGAAUCAGGCAGACAGUCUGGCCUUGGAGAUGGUUUAGGAAAGGGCUCCAGAGGGGGAGGAGCUUCUGAGAUAUACUGCUGCUCCCCUGGACAGGCAGGUAGAUUGCUGCUAGCUGGCAGUGGAGUCGGGCUCAGGGUAGGGGAAAGUAUUGCGAGUCAGCAGAGGACCUGAUGGUUGCGGUUCAGACCCAGUGAGAAUCUGUGUUACGGCUUAGUUUUAUGUUAUAGUUAAACCAGUGGACUGGGUUGGGGACUGACAGGGGAGGUAGGAGUCCCAUUAUAGUAUGUGAAACUUGGGCCUGCCAGGGCAGAGCACAAGUUGCAGCGUAGCCUGAGAGAACCAGGGCCAGGAGCCCAGUGAGAAAGACAGGGCCGGGGUCAAAGGACCCAGCACCUGAGAGGGGCAGUGGCUAGGGUCACAGCCCCAAGACUAACAAGGCAUAUAGAAGCCAGCUGAGGCAGGAGAUGAAACUAGGGCUGAGUGCAAGCGACUCAUCUGGGGGGUGCCCGGCAUGAGGGGCACCCCAGAAGGGAAGGGAGUAGCAUGUGCCCCGGAUCUGUGUGCGGGGCAGGGUGGGCUGCCACUGUGGGCUGAGGCUACGGGACUGUGCCGGGCUGUUCCCAAGGGGGCAGGGGGCUGGGCCAUGCUGCCCUUGGGGCAUGUAGCAGCAGCACUGGGAGGGGAGGUUUGGGGGGACUACGGCAAAUGUUGGGGUGGCUGCAGCAUUCCCCCCCAACUGUAGCCUCCCUCCCAGUGCCACCGCUGCCUGCCCUGAGUGCAGCCCGACUCAGCCCCCCGCCGGAAAGAGUCUGGCGCUGCCCCAGCCCACAGCGACAGCCUGCCCUUGCCCUGCAUGCAGAUCUGGGGGCACAGACCCUCCAUGCCCUCCUGGGGUGCGUGUAGCAGCAGGAGCAGCACCCCCUGGACCCAGCCCCACUCCCUCCCUCACUGCUACAUGCACACCCCUUCGCACCCCUGCUGCAUCCACCCAGAGCCCAUGGCCAGGCUUCCUUGAGGCCCUACACACUGCCCUGAGUUUGGGGAGGCUCAGCCCCAUUAGCCCUGGCCUUCUGCUGCCUAUGGGACUAGGUCAAGAAUGGCUUUUCCUCUUGUAGUCCUGCUCCAGGAAACAGUCUUUUAUAAUGUCAAGAAAUUUGGUCUCAGCCUAAUGGCCUGAUUUUUAGAUUGACCCAAUCUAUUUUUGUAUAGUUGAAGUCACUCGUUAUUACUGUUUUCUGCUUUCACAGCCUCUCAACUCCCUUUCUAGAUUGCUGCUGUCAUCCUGGUCAAGGGGUCAAUAGUGUAUCCCUAGAUGUACUUUUUUUUCCUACUGAAACAUAGAAUUUCUAUCCAAAGAGUCUAUGCCACCUCUUUUAUCAGUUGAAAAAUCUAGCCUAUGUAAUUUGAUGCAGUCUUUGAUGUAGAAUGCCACUCCUGUAUGACCUAUUCCAUCAUUCCUGUAUAAUUUAUAUCUUGAUAUUACAACAUCCCAUUGAUUUCCGCCCCACCCGCCCCCCUCAU